AUGGCCUACGCUAAGAUUCUCUCAGAGUACUCUUGCAAUCAGUAUGCAAGGUAUGACACGCGGUCUUGGCUCAUCAGCCGAAAUGCAGCACGGGAUGCGAGCCUUCCCUGGGCCUUGAAGGGAUGUGGCCAGCUGCUUGCUGUCAAUGUCAGGAUAUGGGAGAAGGUCUCGGGAGCCUUGGGCUCCAUCCGUGCCCUGCGCAUCGAGCCUCCAAGCUGCCAGCUCCAGCCUUCCUUCGUUCCGGAGACCACGUUCUAUGUGGUGGACUGUCCAGAGCAGGUGAAGGAGAUCACCAUCAACGCAGAGAGUGUAUUCCCGCUUUUUGCACAUGGUGCGCUGCUGAAACAGCCUCGGAUUGUGCAGCAGCUCGGUGCCGGCAGUGCCAAAGUGGUGGUCUUGCGCGCCUGCACGAACGCUGCGGGCGCUGCGUGCCGCCACUACACGUUGGACCUGCACCGUAAGGGCUCCAGCGAAGCCCUGCUGGCCGAGUUGCUCGUAACCAGCGGAGGUGUGGACGUGCCGCUCUCCCCACCUUUCCAUCCCUCGGUGAGCCUCUACCGCACAGAUGUGCCGUUUGGUAGCGCCUCGACAAAUGUCGUGGCCUCGGCGGGCAAAGGUGGCUUCGUCUCUUUCGCCUCCUUUGCCGCGGCCGACCAGCACAGCCAGUCUCUGGAUGUGAAGGUGCCGGCGAAGGCGUCUUCCUGGGGCUCCGAGGAGAUUCCGUCCCACUGGCAAGCCCUGACGACUCUGAAGGUCUUCGUGGUCUCGGCGGAUUGGACUGGAAAGAUGGAGUACACCGUGCAAUUCGGGCGUGCACCCAAUGCCGACGCAUCGCUUGCAACGAUCGCAUCCAACGUUGGCGCGCCAUACCCGGUCGGGGAGCCGGAUUUGCGAAGGUACAUGCUGGCUGUUCCGCGAGGGACACGAGAGGUGGCGCUGAGCGCCACUGCAAUGGACAAGGAGGGAGCACAGGUCAAAUUGGAUGGCCAGCACGGUCGUGGCUAUGCAUCUGCUGUCCUCAAGCUCAACCCUUCCGCACCAUACAAGAGGGUAACGAUCAGAGUAAAGGCCGCGGAUGAGGUCACUAUCAAGAGCUACCUUCUGGUUGUCGCCAUGACCGACCACAGUGAGUGGGCUAUGUUGGAGGACUUGGUGGUCCCCAGCUGCGAGGGAGGCCUCAGGCCAGAUUUUGAAAUGGACGUCUUCCACUACCGCUGUCUCUUGGCCAAUGAUGUCGAAGCUCUCGAGGUGAUCCCGACCGUCAUGUGGAUGCCAGCCUUCAACCAGCAGCUGCAGAUCCACAUCAAGGACAAGGAGUGGAAAAGUGGCAACGUGUUCCAGCAGCCUCUCAGCGAUGACGGAAAGGCAGAGGUCGACAUCACUGUCCUGGCUUCGGACCAUAAGCACAAGGCAACGUAUCAUGUCUCUGCACAAGGCUCUCCUUUGAACGAGCGCGGCCGACUUUUCACUACACUGGAGCCGCCGCCGAAGGAGGCUCCCAUCAAGCAGAGGCCCCAGUACCGCUUCCGCUCCACU
Molecule: messenger RNA, 1536 nt
Organism: Symbiodinium natans
Lineage: Eukaryota; Dinophyceae; Suessiales; Symbiodiniaceae
Source: the annotation of a GenBank genome assembly